Molecule: messenger RNA, 1194 nt
Organism: Suillus subaureus
Lineage: Eukaryota; Fungi; Basidiomycota; Agaricomycetes; Boletales; Suillaceae
Exons: 11
Coding region: 294-1115 (273 amino acids)
Source: RefSeq, a predicted model, not a curated record
UGACAAAGCAAACCUACUCGUCUGAGCGACCCGACAACAGCUAGUGUACUGACGAAUACUCAUCAUGUUCUAACAUGGCCACACACAGCGCACUCGGAGUCCUCAACUCCAGAUCAACUGCCGCCAAGUUCCAAUAGCUUCAAAGUGUUUGACCCGAGGACUACGUGGAAACAGCUGGGAGAUCACUUCCAUUGCAAAAGACUUUACGCAAGUAUUUACCAAACAUUCAUUUGACCGAUUUCGCUUGCGAUGAAUGUUUGCUAAUCUGGCAGCACAACUGGAGAACACUUCCAAUGAUUGCAAAAGAAUUUAUGCAAACAUUCCUGGGAUCCGAAGAGCGAUUUCGCCUACAAGGAAUGUUUGCUAAUGCGACAUGCGACCUGCCACGGCCAUGGGAAUUCAAUCCACGCACAAUCUCUACUGCACUUUGUGUUGUACAAUCUCAAACAAUGUCAGCCAGCCGCUAUGUCAGAAACUUGAUUUUUCAGUCAUACAACCUCGGAAAAGUGUCGGAUCUUGUGCUCACGUUCGAAGACGUAGUCUGGAAGGUCGACACAUUCGGAGCGAAGGGCUCAUAUGAGACGACAGCGACCUACAGGAACCAGCUUGCUGUCACCAAACCAGAGGUUAUCAGUGGGAGGGUCGUCGGCGCUGGACCCUUUGUCGAUAUUGACGUCGGCCAACAUACCACCCUAAUCAAGGCCGGUGACGUCCUCCACUUCUCUGAUCCCGUGGUAGGACGGGCUGGUGUCCUGAUGAUCACCAAUCACGCUGGGACGGAUGAAGACGUGGGAAUCGGCUUUCAAAGCGCCGAAGCGUCCUUUCCUACGACGAUGAAGUACUUCCCCAAGCUUGGAAACAACAGUACCAUUGUCACAACGGCCACUCCAAGGCUGCGCGGCUAUGUUGCAUCAGGUUAUCAAGAGGGUGAAAUUUUGACAGGUGACAUUCCUAGCACCCCCUUGUUUGUGGAAAAUCUCGCCGAACUUCCUGAGACCACUAUCUGGAACCUCACGUGGGAUCCAGACACUGAAGAAUACGCGAUCACCCGGGUGCGUAAUGAAGGAACCUUAGAAUCGGCCGAGUCACUUGAUCACUCAGUACUCAGUCGCUAGUCUUGUAGAAUGUCGCUUGUGUCUCAUGUUAACUCCGAAUUGUACAAUGUAUCGUGUUGAAUCAAGUUUUGCUUCUGGG